Molossus molossus (Pallas's mastiff bat) is the source of this 3518-nucleotide messenger RNA. RefSeq names its product DIS3 homolog, exosome endoribonuclease and 3'-5' exoribonuclease (gene DIS3). Lineage: Eukaryota; Metazoa; Chordata; Mammalia; Chiroptera; Molossidae. Gene Ontology annotation, molecular function: RNA binding; endonuclease activity; 3'-5'-RNA exonuclease activity. The record is from RefSeq and is a predicted model, not a curated record. Bases 40 to 2826 code for a protein of 928 amino acids. Gene Ontology annotation, cellular component: cytoplasmic exosome (RNase complex); nuclear exosome (RNase complex). Gene Ontology annotation, biological process: rRNA catabolic process. The transcript is spliced from 21 exons.
AGAGCGCUUCGAAGUCGGGACUCUGCGCCGCGAGGCACGAUGCUGAAGUCCAAGACUUUCUUAAAAAAGACGCGGGCGGGCGGCGUGAUAAAGAUCGUGCACGAGCACUACCUGCGGGAUGACAUCGGCUGCGGUGCGCCCGGGUGCGCGGCGUGCGGCGGUGCUCACGAGGGGCCGGUCCUCGAGCCGCAUCCCCUCGACCUGGCGAGCAGCCUCUGCCCGCAGCCGCACUACUUGCUGCCCGACACCAACGUGCUGCUGCACCAGAUUGUAACUGUCUGGAGGCCGGGGACCCGGGCUUCUAUGGCCUCCAGCUUGCGACCCCCAGGCAGCUUAGAAACUUAUGUAGAACAAAAAGAAGGAGAAAAUUCUAAUGACAGGAAUGAUAGAGCCAUUAGAGUAGCAGCAAAAUGGUACAAUGAACAUUUGAAGAAAAUAUCAGCAGAGAAUCAGCUGCAAGUUAUCUUCAUUACAAAUGACAGGAAAAACAAAGAGAAAGCCAUAGAGGAAGGAAUACCAGCUUUCACUUGUGAAGAAUAUGUGAAGAGCCUAACUGCUAACCCUGAACUUAUAGAUCGUCUUGCUUGUUUGUCUGAAGAAGAGAACAAAAUAGAAAGUGGAAAAAUAAUAUUUUCAGAGCAUCUUCCCUUAAGUAAGCUACAACAAGGCAUAAAAUCUGGCACGUACCUUCAGGGAACAUUUAGAGCCAGCAGGGAAAAUUACUUAGAAGCUACAGUAUGGGUUCAUGGAGACGCUGAAGAAAAUAAAGAGAUAAUCUUACAAGGGCUUAAAAAUUUAAACCGAGCUAUUCAUGAAGACAUUGUGGCUGUGGAGCUUCUCCCCAAGAAUCAGUGGGUAGCACCAUCUUCUGUGGUUUUACAUGACGAAGGUCAAAAUGAAGACGAUGCGGAGAAAGAAGAGGAAACAGAACGCAUUCUUAAGACUGCUGUAAAUGAAAAAAUGUUAAGGCCUACAGGAAGAGUUGUAGGAAUAAUAAAAAGAAAUUGGAGACCAUAUUGUGGCAUGCUUUCCAAGUCUGAUAUUAAGGAGUCAAGAAGACAUCUCUUUACACCUGCUGACAAGAGAAUUCCUCGAAUUAGGAUAGAAACUAGACAAGCUUCUGCAUUGGAAGGACAUAGAAUUAUCGUUGCUAUUGAUGGAUGGCCCAGAAAUUCCAGAUAUCCAAAUGGACACUUUGUGAAAAAUUUAGGUGAAGUUGGAGAUAAAGAGACUGAAACAGAAGUUUUGUUGCUUGAGCACGAUGUGCCCCAUCAGCCUUUUUCACAGGCAGUCCUUAGCUUUCUGCCAAAGAUGCCCUGGAGCAUUACUGAAAAGGACAUGAAAAACCGAGAAGACCUGAGACAUCUUUGUGUUUGUAGUGUAGACCCACCGGGAUGUACUGAUAUUGAUGAUGCUCUGCAUUGUAGAGUACUUGAAAAUGGAAAUUUGGAGGUUGGUGUUCAUAUUGCUGAUGUUAGCCAUUUUAUUAGGCCAGGAAAUGCUUUGGAUCAGGAAUCAGCCAGAAGGGGGACAACUGUGUAUCUUUGUGAAAAGAGGAUUGACAUGGUUCCAGAGUUGCUUAGCUCUAACUUAUGUUCCUUAAGAUGUAAUGUUGACAGGCUGGCAUUUUCAUGUAUUUGGGAAAUGAAUCACAACGCUGAAAUCCUAAAAACGAGGUUUACCAAAAGUGCCAUUAAUUCAAAGGCUUCUCUUACAUAUGCUGAAGCUCAAAUGAGAAUUGAUUCAGCGGCCAUGAAUGAUGAUAUUACUAUUAGUCUCCGUGGACUAAAUAAACUAGCUAAAAUUUUGAAAAAAAGAAGAAUCGAAAAAGGAGCUUUGACUCUUUCUUCUCCAGAAGUUCGAUUUCACAUGGACAGUGAAACUCAUGAUCCUAUAGAUCUACAGACCAAGGAACUUAGAGAAACAAAUUCCAUGGUGGAAGAAUUUAUGUUACUUGCCAAUAUCUCUGUUGCAAAAAAAAUUCAUGAAGAAUUUUCUGAGAAUGCUCUGCUUCGAAAACAUCCUGCUCCUCCUCCAUCAAAUUAUGAAAUUCUUGUUAAGGCAGCUAAAUCUAAGAAUUUGGAAAUUAAAACUGAUACAGCCAAGUCUUUGGCUGACUCUUUGGAUCGGGCUGAUUCUCGUACUUUCCCGUAUCUGAACACUCUGUUAAGAAUAUUAGCCACUCGCUGCAUGAUGCAAGCUGUGUACUUCUGCUCUGGAAUGGAUAAUGAUUUUCAUCACUACGGCUUAGCGUCCCCAAUAUACACGCAUUUUACUUCACCCAUCAGAAGAUAUGCGGACAUCAUUGUUCAUCGAUUGCUGGCUGUGGCUAUCGGGGCUGAUAGUACUUAUCCAGAGUUGACAGACAAGCACAAACUUGCAGAGUUAUGCAAAAAUCUCAAUUUCCGGCACAAAAUGGCUCAAUAUGCCCAGCGUGCAUCAGUGGCUUUUCAUACCCAGUUAUUCUUCAAAAGCAAAGGCAUAGUAAGUGAAGAAGCCUAUAUUCUUUUUGUGAAAAAAAAUGCUAUUGUGGUGUUAAUUCCAAAAUAUGGUUUGGAAGGUACAGUCUUUUUUGAAGAAAAGGACAAACCCAAGCCACGGCUUAUUUAUGACGAUGAGAUACCUUCACUUAAAAUAGAAGAUACUGUGUUUCAUAUAUUUGAUAAAGUUAAAGUAAAAAUCAUGUUGGACUCGUCAAAUCUGCAGCAUCAGAAAAUUCGAAUGUCCCUAGUAGAACCACAGAUACCAGGAAUAAGUGUUCCUAUUGAUACGUCAAACGUGGGCAUUAAUGAACCAGAGGAAAAGAAGAUGAAGCUUGAAAAAUAGCUACAACCAACAGAAAAACUUCAAGGAUUGGUUUCCUUUUAAAAAAAAGUUAGGACAUUUCUAAACCUAAGAAGUGUGUGAAACAGUUUAUUACUUUUAUGUACAUUUUGAUACUUUUUAAAGGGAGCAUUUGUCAGCUCAUUAGAGAGCAGAUUAACUUUGCGUAGGUAAUUUGAUUAUUUAAUAUUGCUAGGAAAAAAACUACCAUUUUCCUAUGGAGAAAAAUACAACAGUUUUAGAAGCAAGGAACAAUCUAUCCUUUGUAAACCCUGAAAGCUGUGUUUGGUAUGGCAGUUUUUAAAUUUCAAGAGAAUUAAGAUCUGUCAGGGAAUUCAAUAAUCUUUGCUAUCUUUAAUUUACCUAAGUUGUAUUAUGGGUUCUCUUUCUGUUAGAAAGCCUCCUGUAGUUUCUUAAUGGUUCUUAAACAGCUGUGCUUGUUAUAGGAAGGCAAGACUUAGGAUAUUUUGAUCUGACUCGAAAAAUAGUUGUUUUAUACCGGGUAAUAUGAGUGAUCAUCAUCCUUCACCUUCAUCUCAAAUGUCUCCCCAAAGUAAGGCAUUAGGAUUCAAAGAAAGACUGGAUAGUACUUUAAAUGUCAUAUCGUUGUUACUUAUAAAAUAAAAAGUAGGUAAUGAAUGGCUUUUAUACUGCAUGUGUAUCAUAUGGGAAAGGGGGGAUUGUGUAAAUACAUA